Molecule: messenger RNA, 452 nt
Organism: Laetiporus sulphureus 93-53
Lineage: Eukaryota; Fungi; Basidiomycota; Agaricomycetes; Polyporales; Laetiporaceae
Exons: 1
Coding region: 87-344 (85 amino acids)
Source: RefSeq, a predicted model, not a curated record
GGAAAUGAAGAACUGACGGCGUGCAGGUCAGCGGCUCUGUCAUCAAAUUUCGGUUCGGAAGCACGGAGCAUGCGUUGUGCCCCAGAAUGCCUGUACGUAAAUGUAUAUCGGACACGGUGAUAGCACUGAUGAACUUUGCUUUUGUGCACGUUUACAAUCAGUAUGGGGACCUGAACGCGACUGACCCCAUGUUCGUUGGCCAUAUCUGUACCUGCUCAUCAUAUCCAAUGGUGAGGACGUCCCUCUCCCAUAAUGCAGAAUGUGGGCGAUGUCCGCGCGUCAAGAACGGCAACAUGCACGCAUCUCGAACCCACUCAAAGCCCGUCGAUUUUGCUGCGAAAUGAGCUGAUGGAACAUUCGGUGUCUCAUUCUGACACCGCCACCUUCCCGAAGCUCAACCACAUGCACACUGCGCCCGAGACCGUGCUUAUCGCUAUUCGCCGUGUUCAACG